AGCCCGGGAGGCCGAGAAGGCUGUCGUUCCUUCGGCCGUCGCAUCCCCGAGGGAGUCGUGUUGGCUUGCCCCGGGCCCCCAAGCUCGCCGAUCGCCCCUGAGGCUCGUGUGUGCGCUCCCGACCUCGCCAGCCGUUCGCCGCUCGCCCGCGGACCGUGCCUUUUGCAUCAUGUGUGGUAUAUUUGCUUACUUAAACUACCAUGUUCCUCGCACAAGACGAGAAAUCUUGGAGACCCUAAUCAAAGGCCUUCAGAGACUGGAGUAUAGAGGAUAUGAUUCUGCUGGUGUGGGAGUUGAUGGAGGCAAUGACAAGGAUUGGGAAGCCAAUGCCUGCAAGAUCCAGCUCAUUAAGAAGAAAGGGAAAGUCAAGGCACUGGAUGAAGAAGUUCAUAAACAACAGGAUAUGGACUUGGACAUAGAAUUUGAUGUACACCUUGGAAUAGCGCAUACCCGUUGGGCAACACAUGGAGAACCCAAUCCUGUCAAUAGCCAUCCCCAGCGCUCUGAUAAAAAUAAUGAAUUCAUUGUUAUUCACAAUGGCAUUAUCACCAACUACAAAGACUUGAAAAAGUUUUUGGAAAGCAAAGGCUAUGACUUUGAAUCUGAAACAGACACAGAGACAAUUGCCAAGCUUGUUAAGUACAUGUAUGACAAUCGGGAAAGUCAAGACAUCAGUUUUACUACCUUGGUGGAGAGAGUUAUCCAACAAUUGGAAGGUGCUUUUGCACUGGUAUUUAAAAGUGUUCAUUUUCCUGGCCAAGCAGUUGGCACAAGACGAGGUAGCCCUCUUUUGAUUGGUGUACGAAGUGAACAUAAACUCUCUACUGAUCACAUUCCAAUACUCUACAGAACAGCUAGGACUCAGAUUGGAUCAAAAUUCACACGGUGGGGAUCACAGGGAGAAAGAGGGAAGGACAAGAAGGGAAGCUGCAGUCUCUCUCGUGUGGACAGCACAACUUGCCUUUUCCCUGUUGAAGAAAAGGCAGUGGAAUAUUACUUUGCUUCUGAUGCGAGCGCCGUCAUAGAACAUACCAAUCGUGUCAUCUUUCUUGAAGAUGACGAUGUUGCAGCGGUGGUGGAUGGCCGUCUUUCUAUCCAUCGGAUUAAACGAACUGCAGGAGACCACCCUGGACGAGCUGUGCAGACCCUCCAGAUGGAACUCCAGCAGAUCAUGAAGGGUAACUUCAGUUCAUUUAUGCAGAAGGAAAUUUUUGAGCAGCCAGAGUCCGUUGUGAACACGAUGAGAGGAAGAGUCAACUUUGAUGACUAUACUGGAUAUGACCAAAUCAUCUUUUCUCUGCAGACACGUCAAGUUCUUGAAGAGCUGACUGAGUUGCCUGUUAUGGUGGAGCUUGCCAGUGAUUUCCUGGAUAGAAACACGCCAGUUUUUCGAGAUGAUGUUUGCUUUUUCAUUAGUCAGUCAGGUGAGACAGCAGACACCCUGAUGGGUCUUCGGUACUGUAAGGAGAGAGGAGCUUUAACUGUGGGGAUCACGAACACCGUGGGCAGCUCCAUAUCGAGGGAGACAGACUGUGGCGUUCAUAUUAAUGCUGGGCCCGAGAUUGGUGUGGCCAGCACGAAGGCUUACACCAGCCAGUUUGUAUCCCUUGUCAUGUUUGCCCUCAUGAUGUGUGAUGACAGGAUCUCCAUGCAAGAGAGACGCAAAGAGAUCAUGCUUGGAUUGAAGCGGCUGCCUGAUUUGAUUAAGGAAGUACUGAGCAUGGAUGAUGAAAUUCAGAAACUGGCAACAGAACUUUAUCAUCAGAAGUCAGUCUUGAUAAUGGGACGUGGCUAUCAUUAUGCUACUUGUCUUGAAGGGGCACUGAAAAUCAAAGAAAUCACUUACAUGCACUCUGAAGGCAUCCUUGCUGGUGAACUGAAACAUGGCCCUCUGGCUUUGGUGGAUAAGUUGAUGCCUGUCAUCAUGAUUAUCAUGAGAGAUCACACUUACGCCAAGUGUCAGAAUGCUCUUCAGCAGGUGGUUGCCAGGCAGGGACGCCCAGUGGUGAUUUGUGAUAAGGAAGAUACGGAGACCAUUAAGAACACAAACAGAACAAUCAAGGUACCCCACUCAGUGGACUGCUUGCAAGGCAUUCUCAGCGUGAUCCCCUUACAGCUGCUGGCUUUCCACCUUGCUGUGCUGAGAGGCUAUGAUGUUGAUUUUCCCCGGAAUCUUGCCAAAUCUGUAACUGUAGAGUGAGGAGCGUCUGCAACUCUGGGCGAUUGAGCAACACAAGACACCUUUUGUAUUUAACACCUUGAUUUAAAAUUCACCCUUUGAAGCCUUUUUUAGUAAAUCCUUAUUUAUAUAUCGGUUAUAAUUAUUCCACUCAAUUUGUGAUUUUUGUGAAAUUACCUCAUAUUUUUCCAGUAAUUUGUGGGGGAGUUUAAAUAAUGGAAUUUAUAUUGGAAUCGUUACCACAGAGAUUUAGCUCUCAUUUUCUUUAAAGGAUGCUGGGUGUUGGAUUUCUGGGCCCUUCACUUCAGUCUGGGAGAAUUGUGUGUUUUUAGAAUAAUUGGCCUCUGUUUUACCAUGCUUCUAUUCAUUCAGCCCAAAGAAAGUGGUGUAGUACAUUUAAUUUGGAAUAUCUAAAGCCAGUGGCAAUGUAUGCUAAUGAUUGGACAUUUAAUUAAGGUUUUGUUAAGUUUACAUAUAAAGAGAAGAUGCUGUGAUUUGUUUUUAAAUUUGUGUUUUGUUUUUAAAUCAAACUGUAGAACUUAAAAACUGAAAGCUUUUCUUGGUGGGAUUUCUGUGUAAGUUAGGUUAACCUGAGUGUCUCAGACCUGUUGCUUGUUAUCUGGAGGUCGAGUUAAUGUAGGAAGCUCGAGUAUGGUAGUACAUUGGUUUUCUCCACUCUUAACAGCAAGUAUUUGCACAAUUUCAUAGCAGAAACUUUAAAUUUGAGCUGCUUUGGACAACUGACAACAUAUGUUUUCUUGUGAAGAUGGGGGACCUCCAGGUGGGGUGUCCUACUCCUAGUUUUUCCAUCUUCUAAAACUGAUUUUUAUUUCCUUGUAUCUGUAGUUUUUUGUUUCAUGUGUUUUUUUUAAUGACUUGUUCUUUGAAAUCACCACACAAAGUUGCUGUCAUAUGUCUGAGAUUAAAUCAGUACUGAUACAUGUAGAAUUCUCUACUUUUUGUCCCAAGGAAAAAUUUCCUGCAGUGAAUUUUAACUUUUUACUGCCUUUUUGCAUAAAACUAGUACCAUCCUGCCAGUUGGAAGUUCUUUGUAGUUUGGAAGAUUUGCAAGUCUUUUGACUAAUCAUUUGACUAUAAAUGUAUAUGCUGAGCUAGGCUUAGAGAAAGAAAGCUGUAUGCUUUACACUGAUGCUAGUGAAGGAUUGCAUUGAAUAUAGUAUUAUUUCCUAGGUAUAUUUCUCUAUUGUCUGUGUUUUACCCCUGAAAUAUAUUUAGGAAUGAAGAAGAUACAAAUAAGUAAAGUGAUAUCAAGGUGCCUUCAGCUGGUUUACGUCAGAAAUGGAAAUUAACAAUUUAGAUUAAAAUAGAGUAGAAUAUUAGUUUGACAUCCAACAUGUUGUGAGUAGUAAUUUCUUUAUGGGGCUUUUUGGCCAAAUCUUGGGGGUUAUAGGGCAGUGUGUUUGUGUUUUGGUGAAGUCCUUCUCUUUCUAGAGUUUUUGCCUUUCAAUUGUGAAGGUAAGAUAUUUAGCAUAAUUAUUUAAGUAAAUUCAUGUUUUUUCUUUUUUCUGUGUUUGAAUUUCUUGGUGAGGUUAAGAUUUUCUAAUAGCUAUUGCUGCAAGGAGAGCACAGAAUUCUGCUUGUGUAUUAGGGUUAGAAAAAUACUUUGCAUAUUUUGAGGUACUUUGGAAGGACUGUCCUUCUAGGUGGAGACUAGAAACCUGGUUGUUUUUAAAAAUAAAAUAAGUUUACUAUUGAUAUCCUAUAUAUAUGUAGCUACUAUAGCUAUAUUUAUCCAUUUUAAUUGUUUCUGAGAUUAUUUUGUUUAGGCCUGCUAGUUUUAGUAUGUGUGUAGUGUCAUUUCUUAUGUUAAAUUAGCAUUUUGUGUCUGUGAUUUGUAUGGGUUUGUAGCAUUUCUUAAUGGUCUGAAGUUUGAGUCAGCAUUCUAAGUGAACAAAUACGUGAAGUCAAUCAUUAGUUUUCAGUUUCUCUUUUUCUCUUCCUCUUUGUCUCUCUCUCACACACACACACACACACACACAUUUACACUUCAAACUAGGAUAAGUUCUGAACUGGAUAUCAAAAGCUGAUAUUGAAGAACAAAGAAGUGAUAUUUUCCAAAUAAACAUGGUUUCUUCUUAUUGUCCCUCUUGCUUCUUACUUUAUUUAAUGUAGUGAUUUUUAAAUGCUUUUAUGUAUUAAUUAUGAACACAAAAAAAGAUACUCUAAUGAGGCAAAUCACUAAUAAGUGUGCAUGCCCAGUUAAAAUGAAUGUAAUAUUAACAGAUAAGAAAAUCUGAUUUUUCCAGAAAGGUAUGCUACAAAAGGAGUCUUUUAUAUAAAAAGUUCUUUCUUGUAGUACAUUUAAAGUUUAAAUUCACUCAUAUGUAACUUAGAGUUCCUUACCUCAGCCAUGAGCCCUUUUUAGGCUGGGGUCAUGGGUAGCAUCUCAUACAUGGCCCAGUAAAUGAUGGUUACUUUGCAGUCAGUUGGCUUUUCUGUCUUUUUUUAAUUCCCUGUGUCAGGAAUGAAUGGGAAGAGGAAAAUUAACGUUCACUGUUUUCAGUGUGCUGUAAUUGUGUCAGCAUCCUUUUAUGGGCAAGUCACUGUGCCAGGAACUGGAAAGGACAUCUUGUUGAAAGCAAAGUCUGCUUGUCGGGCAGACUUAUCAGUGGUGAAGACCAAGAUCAUUGGGUGAGGGAGUGGAAAAGUGGAGGUGAGCUGUUAAAUAAUGGUCCAAGUUUAGGGGCGUAUAAUGUUCACAAGAGGUGGAAGAUGCAUUUUGUAGAGUGCACUCUUACCGCACACUGCGUAGACCAUCUAUCUGUGGUAUGCUAAGGAAGGUAAAGGCGAAAUGCACAAGGAGAAAGAAGUAAGCAUCAAAUACUACUCAAGGGGAGUGGACACAGGGUGGUGUGCAGCUGGGGCUGGGGGUUAAGAGAGCUAACACAGAUUUUCUCUCUUAGUUUUGUGAAAAGUUGUUUCUAAGAUGAUACCGUCUUAUCCUUCUGAAUACAGGUCUGUUGACUUAAGCUAAUCAUGAGGACAGGAGGAAAAGGAGCCCUGUUUUUUUGUUUUUUUUUGUUUUUUUUUAGCUCUUUGGUAAUGUUCAUUUGGCACUUACUUAUAUUGUCUUCAAAGCAGGAAGACCGGCUGAAAUGUUUGCUUUAACAAACAUAUUUUAAGAAGUCCUUUGGAGUCAGUGUUUUAUCUGUUUAAAAACUUAGGAUAUACUGUAACAAUAAAAGGGAAAGAUUAAUGUUAACUAUUGUAUGUGACAAGUGAUUUUUCUAAAAAGCACAAUGUCACUGAAAAGUACUUGUCGAAAAAGAAAUCAUAGCUCACAUGGAAUUUGUGAAGGCCAAAGAAAUGGAAGGGAAUGGUAAAAGAAGGUAUUUUAGCCUUAUGUUCACAUAUUUAGUGGGUUUUGUUUACCAGACUGCCAGAUAAGAGUGUCUUCUUCAUGAAAACAUACUACAGAUUACUUUCUUUGUUCUUCAUGUUAGAAUCUCAAGUUUAGAAGAAUUAACACAUCAGUUUUUUCUCACAGUAUUUAAGGAUUAUUAAUAUAUCAGUAUUUCCCUAGCUUGGUGAGUUUAACCAUAUCUUCAGAUCUAUGACAUGACAACCAAUAGGACUGAUAACAUUUGCUUUGAACCAAUAAUUUCCAGGCUUAACAUGAAAAUCAUAGUUGACUCGCAAGAUUGUAAAGUUAUGCUGUAUUAACUUGUAAGUCUGUAAUAGCUUGAUAUCAGUGUUAUGGAAUCUACCAUAAAUGAUGGCUAAUGAGAAUGUUUUAGGAAAUUCUUGAAUUACCUUUCUUAUGGUACUCAGAAUGAAUACAGAAAUGAUCCUGUUAGCUUUUUAAACGUUCUGUGGUUGACUUUUUGUGUUUGUUUUUUUUUUUUGUCUUUUUCUUUCUUUUGCUUAAAUAAAACUUUUGGUAUUUGUUUAAAUUAUACUGCUUGUGAGCUGGAGAUUUUAGAAUCUGCUUUGUUUCAGUUUUCUGUUCUUUAAGAUAAAUGUGUAGUUUACUGAGCCAUUUGGUCAUUCCUUCCUCAUGUCUUGUAAGUCCAAUAACUCUAACCUUGAACUGUGAAUAAAUUACCAAAAGUUACUGAGAAUUGCAUUUUGAAGCAAUUUGCCAAUAUUUGAAGUGUAUACAUGCUUGUAGGUGUGUUAAAGAUUGUAUUGCACUAAGAAUGUAGCCAGUGUUUAGUUGUUAGUAAACUUUUCUGAUGCUAGAAUUCAUUACUAUUGCUUUUUAAAGUAGAGAUGAUUGGAUAAAUAUAAUCAAAAGUUUCACGUCUCCACUCCAACUUGCCAAUUGUUUUAGAAAGGAUCAUUAGAUAAAACAAAGGCUCUACUUUUUGAUGUCAUACUUCAUAGAUAUUAUACCUUCUCAAGUCUUGUAAAAAUUUUUUGCGAGAAUAUUGUUUCUAGCGAAUUUCUAGUGUAUACAGUGAUCAACAGCUUUGCGUAAGUGAAUUGAUAGUUGCAAAAGAAGGAUAUUUAAGAUGGGUGAGUAGCAAGACUGCAUGUACUCUAAAGUUUCUGUAGUAUCUGGCAAUCUGUUAAUUAUAGAACAAAGAUUCCUUUUACAGGAUCCUUUUAUAAACAGCAAGCGAAAAUCUCUAUCCCUAGUGCUUACAGCCCUCGCUGUGUUCUGCAGGAGACAGAGUUAUGCCAGGGUAGUUUGAAUGAAUAGCUGUGCUGUUUUGCCUUCUUGUAGAUCCGAGCCCAGUCUCAUCUCUGUCUCCAUGUUGCUCUGCAGCAAAGCCUGGGGCUGCCAGACAGCGUGGGUCAUUUUUUCCAUGGGCCACAUUUUGGCAUAAAAUCCAGCUUUACUUUUAUUAAACAGUUAUCUUUGAAUUCUCCUCAGUUGGCUAGGAGUAUUUACUGAGUACUUACUAAAGGCCAAGAAAUAAUUUCCCUGAAAAUUUAGAGGCCUGUUUUUCAUUGGAGUGGCAUUUAAGAAAAAGAAAUUCUUAACUUUUUUGGAUGAGGAAAAGAAGUAAGAGUUCAGUUUCUCUCAUUAAUCUGAAGGUAAAUAGUUCUCCUUCAUUUUACAAAAUGAUGUAGGAAAAAAAUGAUGUAGGAACUUUAUUAGCUUAAACAUCCUGGGGCUAUAAACAUCUUGUAAUAAUAUACAGACAGGUUGCCAGGUUAUAGGUUAUUUAACCAUCUUACCCUUCCCUGGAAGUAUGUGUGUAAUAAGAUAAAUUCAUUAUUCUCUUUCUGGUUAGCAUGUGUACAAGAGAUUAUUUCCAAGAUUGAAAGGCCACGUUUUGAACUUCAUACUAACAUGAUUUAUUGGCUCAAAUUCCAAGAUUCACGUAUGUGUUUUCUCAUAUGUAUUUCUCCUAAUGCUGUUAUGUAGCCAUAUUUUCCUUUUCAUAUUUCAAGAGAUUUUUGAAAAUGAAGUAUGGAUGUACAGUUGAAAAUAUGGAAUAAAAAAUGGAGCUUGUAAACAAUUAGAGAAACGCUUUUUGGAUAGAGUUAUGGUUCUUUCCUUCCACUCACUUAUCAGUCUACCUCUGUUUGUAUAAGGUUAAAAAGACUGUUUAUACGUAUUAGGAUGAAAGCUUUUGGCAUGUUUUCAUAUGCUUUUAAUUUCUGCAGUAUACUGAGUGAUUUAGAAGCAUCCAACAAUUUAAAAACCAGAGCUUUAAUAAGGUGUAUCCUGGAACUCACAGCUGUUGCACACCUUGGGGAGUCUUUAGGAGCUCAUUUUUGCCUCUAUCACCCAGCUUUAUGUGUUCCGAAAUGGAGGUGAAUACAGUGAGGUCUUAGAAGGAGAAUUGCCGGGAUAUUUAUGGAGAAUUCUAGAUUCAUUAUACCUAAAGGGGAAAUGACCCCGUGGUUCUUAGCUAAUACAUUCUUAAUUUGUGGGAUGCAGAAGUGGCUGUCCAUUAAUUUUAGGUUGCCCUACAACAUCCAGGCUGCAAAGGUCCACAUGUACCAGGGUCACUACAGUUUGUUUCUGCCAAUAGCCCCUUUCAGGUGACACUCUUGUCCUCAUAUUGUCCUCACUGAUGCCAGUGUGGCAUUCUCAGUCGUGGAUGUUCUGUGGCAAGUUCAGUGUGAGAUGGACUUGUUAGACAGCUUGGUCUUCAAACAGUGCCCCUAAUGGGAUGGAGAAUUUCUGAGACAAUGAAUGCUGGUAGUUCCCGGGCAAGGGAAAUAGUAAAUUCAAGUUUCUGGUAGACUUGAAUACAGGUAGCCAAUUCGAUUCAUGGGGGCUUUUUUCCCCCUAUUUGCUUUGUAUGUAGAGUUGUUUUGAAAUAUUGAGCAUAUUUGCUUUGACUUUUAUCUCUUGCUUUCCUAAUUUUGUAUUUAUCCUUUGAAUAAAAUGUAAACCCAAUAUUGAAUUUACUUUUACUGCUGCUGUGUAGAAACCUAGGAACUGUGGGAAAUCCUUGUAAGAUUUUUAUCUCAUGUCCUUGGUUAUUAACUUGGACCCAUGUAUUGUUACUAAAGUUCAAAGUAUUUCUUUGUUUGAAAGAAACGAAUUAACUUUAAAACUUC
This is a messenger RNA of Leptonychotes weddellii (Weddell seal), 8665 nucleotides long. The record is from RefSeq and is a predicted model, not a curated record. NCBI's taxonomy places the organism in Eukaryota, Metazoa, Chordata, Mammalia, Carnivora, Phocidae.